Molecule: messenger RNA, 1230 nt
Organism: Syngnathoides biaculeatus (alligator pipefish)
Lineage: Eukaryota; Metazoa; Chordata; Actinopteri; Syngnathiformes; Syngnathidae
Gene: tnni1a
Product: troponin I type 1a (skeletal, slow)
Exons: 7
Coding region: 525-1085 (186 amino acids)
Biological process (GO): muscle contraction
Cellular component (GO): troponin complex
Source: RefSeq, a predicted model, not a curated record
UUCUCUGCUUCAUGGCCAAAUGGCCUUCCACAGCUGUCUAUCAGAUGUCCCUGGGUCUAUUUGGGGAGACAGGCCAUUGGGAUUCCUCUGUGCAAGAUAAUCCCGUGGAGAAAGACAGGGACAGGGGACAGAACUGGACGAGGCGCAGUUAUCCGUUUGGAAUGUUCCUAAUGCGGCAGAGCAGUAGGCUGAUGCGCGUCAGGGUGUGGCGUGCAUCAGUGAUGUGACCCUGGGCGGAGCGAGACGGAUGGCCAAUGGGUGAAAUCAUAUCAGGCAGAGGCCGAACCAUGUACACUAAAUAAAUUGUGCAUUGACUGGUGGACAGUGGGGGGAAAUGAACAGAGCACGGAGGGAGAUAUGAGAUUUAAAAUCGGGUCAAAACUACAAACAACAGCAUUUACAACUGAUUCCGUCGUCAGGAUGCCGGAGCAUUUGCCCGAGGUAAGAUCUGACUUACUGGAACAACAUUUCAGGCAAUCGACUCGACAUAAUCAACAAAACCAAAUUAGCAGUCACAUCAUGUCAUGUUCUUCAUUCAGAGAAAACCGAAGAUUUCAGCUUCAAGGAAGCUCAUGCUCAAGAGCCUGAUGGUGGCAAAGGCCAAGGAGGAACUAGAGCAAGAGAUCCUCGAUAAAGAGAGGGAGAAACAUAGAUACCUGGCCGAGAGAGCUCCAUCCCUCAACAUCAGCCACAUGAGUGUGGCGCAGUUACAGGAUCUGUGCAGAGAGCUCCACGCCAAAAUCGAUGCGGUCGAUGAGGAGCGCUACGACAUCGAGGCCAAAGUCAUGCUCAACACACGUGAGAUUAAAGAUCUGAGCAUUAAGGUGUUGGACCUGAGGGGGAAAUUCAAGAGGCCAGCCCUGCGGCGUGUUCGCGUGUCCGCCGACGCCAUCCUGCGCUCGCUGCUGGGCUCCAAGCAUAAAGUCUCCAUGGACCUCCGAGCCAACCUCAAGUCGGUCAAGAAAGAGGACACGGAGAAGAAGAGGCCAGUGGAGGACAGCGACUGGAGGAAAAAUGUGGAGGCCAUGUCAGGCAUGGAGGGAAGAAAGAAGAUGUUCGACGCUGCCAAAGGUUCCUCCCAGUGAACCCCCACGUCGGGUUUUUCCACAAAUGACUUUGGUUUCUUCGGUUAAUACAAGACAUAACUUCUCAGCUUCAUCUGAUGUAAUUUCAUGAUAAGAUUAUUCGACAAGUUUUGUGACUUUGGUGUUGUAUAUUGGAAAACUUUGG